UUAUUAUCGAAUAAACAAUUAAUUAAUUAAUUUCUAGAAAAAUGGCAGCUACCAUGGAUUUUUGGGGUAGUAAUGUUGAUGAAAAUUCAUUUAGGGGUGGUGGUGAAUUAAUGGAAGCACUUGAACCUUUUAUGAAAAGUGCUUCUUCCACACCCAUUUCUACUUCUUCCACUCUCCCCCCUUCUCUCUCUUCUAAUUAUCCUCCUUCCUUUUCUUCUUUUCCCUCAAACAAUAAUGACCAAUAUUUUAGUGUCAUUAAUUAUCCUAAUUCCGCCUCCAGUUCAUAUCCCUACAAUUCGUACAAUCCCUCUCCUCAAUUUGAACCCACUCCUAAUUAUUCGUUCGGGCCGGUCCAGGACGUUCAGAUGUGGGGCCCACUUCAAUCCCAUAAUAGUAAUUUCCCUAUCCCUAGGCCCGUUUACGUGCCUCCGAAGCCGGCGAAACUGUACCGGGGAGUGCGGCAGCGCCACUGGGGGAAAUGGGUGGCGGAGAUCCGCCUCCCCAAGAACCGCACCCGCCUCUGGCUCGGCACCUUCGACACGGCGGAGGAGGCGGCGCUGGCCUACGACAGGGCGGCGUACAAGCUGAGGGGUGACUCGGCGCGGCUCAACUUCCCGCACCUCCGCCGCGCCGGCGGCGAGUACACGCCCCUCCAUGCCAGCGUCGACGCCAAGCUGCAGUCCAUCUGCCGGAAUCUGGCCGAGGGCAAGAGCGUCGACGGCGGCGCCGCCAAGAAAUGCAAGAAAUCCAAAAAGGCAGCCUCCACCGCCGCCGCCGCCGCCACCACGGCGGCGCCGACUGUGAAGGAGGACAGCAAGUACCGUCAAACGGUUGAGCCCGAGAGUGACGGUUCGGGUGGGCUUUCACCCGAAUCCGAACUCAGGUUCCCGGAUUUUGAGUUUCGGGUUUCGGGUUUCGCGGAGGAAGAACUGCCCGGAUGGGAGAUGGGAUCGUUGCCCAAAUAUCCAUCAUAUGAAAUUGAUUGGGCUGCUUUGUAAUUUAGUGAAACUAGCAGCCCUUUCUUGCAAAAAAAAUAUUAAAAUAGGUUUUUUUUUUUUUUUAAAUAUGUCGGUUGGUGCUGCUGCUGCAAUGAAGUUUUUGGCAUUUGCAGCAUAGCACAUAGUCUUUGAAAUUUAUUUAAUGUAUUUGUAGAUUAAUUUAGGAGGUUAAUUAUUGGUAAUUUGUAAUUAGAUUAGUCUCUAAUACUUGUUUAGCUGGUUUUAACAUGGCUAAACCAGAUCAGGGACGCAUUUGAUUCUUUUGUAAUUUCAUAUUGUUUAUCUUUGUAAUAUUAUUUAGCAUUUAGUU
This is a messenger RNA of Erythranthe guttata (spotted monkey flower), 1308 nucleotides long. RefSeq names its product ethylene-responsive transcription factor RAP2-13. Gene Ontology annotation, biological process: regulation of DNA-templated transcription. Gene Ontology annotation, molecular function: sequence-specific DNA binding; DNA-binding transcription factor activity. The record is from RefSeq and is a predicted model, not a curated record. Gene Ontology annotation, cellular component: nucleus. Lineage: Eukaryota; Viridiplantae; Streptophyta; Magnoliopsida; Lamiales; Phrymaceae.